This is a messenger RNA of Caenorhabditis auriculariae, 524 nucleotides long. Lineage: Eukaryota; Metazoa; Nematoda; Chromadorea; Rhabditida; Rhabditidae. The record is from the annotation of a GenBank genome assembly.
AUGAAGCUUUUCCUGGUCGUUUUCUUCUGUUUGGUCGCCGGAGGAACUUCAUCUUUUACCGAUGAGAUGAACGCCGUCGAGAAGGAAAUCCAAGGCAAGGCCGACCAAGCGACGUCGUGUCUCCGGGAGAACAUCAACUACGAGAUCAUGAAGAUGAUGUUGAUGGUGAGAUUUUGGUAUUCUUGCAUCGGGAUCAAUCAAAAUCAUUUAGACUAUAGAAAAAGUACAAUAUUGCUUUGAUUAAUCGCUCAGGUGGUUCUUCUAGAUCUAGAGAUCGAAUUUUUAAAGAUUAAUCAGCUAAAAAAAUAUCAAUUUUGACAGGAGGAAUCCUUGGCCCAAAUGGCACGCGAGCUGCUCAAAACGCAGACUUUGUCCGCCAAGUUCUACGAAAACAUUGUCCGCACAAUCACUCACAAAACUUUCGAAUUGGUCAACAAACAGAACAAUUGUCAAUGUAAGCUGGGUGAGUUCAAAAAUAACUAAAUAAAGGAAAAUCAAUUUCUUUUUUUUCAGCUCAAAUCUGA